Messenger RNA from Clarias gariepinus (North African catfish), 933 nucleotides. Its product is annotated as membrane-spanning 4-domains subfamily A member 12-like. Gene Ontology annotation, cellular component: membrane. The coding region runs from base 143 to 925 and encodes 260 amino acids. Lineage: Eukaryota; Metazoa; Chordata; Actinopteri; Siluriformes; Clariidae. The transcript is spliced from 9 exons. The record is from RefSeq and is a predicted model, not a curated record.
AUUCAACCAGUUAUACUACAGCAUCAGGGGAGUUUUCCACAUAGGGAUAGUGUGAAAUGAAAGUAAAAGGAGAGAGAGAGAAAGAAAGAAAGAAAGACAGACUGCGCUGCUAAAGGAGACUAAAACCCAGAGGAGCUUAAAGAUGGCCAGCACUACUAUACCACUUACUAAUGUACAAAGUGGCUACACCAUUGUCACUCAGGUCAUUCCCACAUCAACAGAACAAAACACACCUGAGACACCAAGCCCACUGCGCAAAUUCCUGAAAGGAGAACCCAAAGCACUGGGAGCUGUCCAAAUAACAAAUGGUUUCUGGAUGUUUUUCCUCGGCCUGGUGAGCAACACUUUACCCAUCUUCAGCCUUUACAACUUCAUAUUCUGGGUCUCAUUGCUCCACAUCAGUGCUGGUGCUCUGACUGUCUCAGGGAGCAAGAACCUCCAACCCUGUGUGGUGAAGGGUGCUAUGGUACUGAAUAUUCUUAGUGCAAUAUGUACAGUUAUCAGCAUCGUUAUGCUUUCCCUUGAUUUGGUUAUGCAGCUGAACUGCUACAGAUGCAGCAAUUACUCGAACUCCCCCAGUGGUGUUAUUGGCAUUUUGCUGUUUUUUUCCCUGCUCCAGCUCGCCAUCUCCAUCAGCACCUCAGCUUUUGCCCGUAAAGCCACAUGUUCAAAUAAACCUAAUCUAAGCGUCAUCAACAUGGUUGCAAAUCCUGAGAGAUGUGUUGCUCUGGACAAUUCCUUCCCAGCUCAUCAGGCUCACCCCCUGAACAUCCUUAACAUGGUUCCAAAUCUUGAGGGAUAUGUUCCUGUGGACAAUACCUUCCCAACUCAUCAUGUUCACCCAGGGAUCAGCACAAGCACCACUGUUCCCAUGAACAGCUUGCCUGUUGAAAGUCCUCCAGCAUACAGCGAAACAUACAACUGAAGAUAAUU